AUGAUGCGAAUUCUCGAAGCACAGGCGCCUGCGCGACAGACUGCCACCGACACCAUCCAGACACUCAGCAGCCGCCUUUCAAGUGCUACUUUGCUAGAAGAUCGGCGGGCUGCGAUCCUCGGUCUACGCAGCUUCGCAAAGCUAUACCCGGCUUCGGUCGCAUCCGGUGCAUUGAGAGAUCUCAUUGCGGGAUUGAGACGAGAUGGAGACGAUUCCGACACCAUCAAGAUUCUGCUGGAGACAUUGUUGAUGCUGUUUGAGCCAGAUGAGAAAUCAACAGAGGCUUCGGAAGAGAUCACUCUGUGGCUAGCCGACGAGUUUACGCAGAGACAGGACAACAUCACCGCUCUCUUGGACUUGCUUGAGCCGAAUGACUUCUACUCACGUCUAUACGUCCUCCAGAUUCUUUUCCAUAUAUCCACCGCGCGACCACAGCGGACACAAGAAGCUAUAUUCGCGGCGCCUCUGGGCGUCUCUCGGAUAACAAAUAUGUUGGAUGACAGACGGGAAGCGAUUCGGAGUGAAGCCUUAAUACUGCUGGUGGCAUUGACUCCUACGUCUGGGGAAAUACAGAAAGUCGUGGCCUUUGAGAACGCAUUUGACCGUGUAUUCGCCAUGAUUGACGGCGACGGCGGUCUUACGCACGGCUCUACCACGGUUCAAGACUGCCUAUCACUUUUGGCCAAUCUUCUGAACCUCAACACUUCCAACCAAUCGUACUUUAGAGAGGUCGGCGGGAUCUUGAAGAUCAAGAAGCUGUUGGCGGCCGCCGUGGACCAAGAGGAUUCUGGAGAUGGCAGCUCAGAAUGGCUAAAACCACAGCGAGAUAUGAAUGUGUGGGGCUUAUUAGGGGUUGUCCAGUUAUUUCUUGCUCAAGGUGCUCAAGGGACCGUGGUCAAUCAACAAAUAUUUUGGACGACCGGGGUGCUAGACGUUAUUUUGCGAAUUGCCUUCCAUCCUGCGUUCAGCACCGGCGUGCGAACAAAGUCAUUACAAACGUGUGGCGACAUCAUUCGGGCAAAUCAUAGUCUCCAGGAAAGGUUCGGUGAUCUUGGAGUCCAGAUCAAAGAGCCGGAUAGCCCUACUACCAAUGGCCACCCAUCGAAUACCACCAGUGAGAAGGCGCCCAAGCCGAGCAAGCCUGCUUUUCGAACACAGAACGUAAUCGAAUCACUUUUAGAGGUGGCACUAGAGCCUGCUCCUCUAGCUCUAUUCGACGUCCGGCUGGCGGCGUGUUUCUGCCUCGAAGCCUUCAUGAAUGGCCAUGUGGGUAUACGAUCCCACGUGCUGCGGAGGGCUAUUGAAGGACACAAAGCAGGAGACGAUGCCAUUCCAAAUAUGCUGACCGUCUUGCUUGAGCCUCCUGGAGCACGUAACAACUCUGACCCGUAUCAACAAUGGAUGGCUGCGGUGCUCUUGCUGCACCUCCUCUACGAAAAUGUUGAGACCAAACAGAUGGCCUUGAAAGUGACAGAAGGCGAUGCCGAAAGUGGGGAAGAGGUCGUUACCUUUUUGCAGAGCAUCACAAGCAACGUGGUGGCGGGUGUACAACAUGUGGAGGAUGAGCGCGGUUUGCUUGGCUAUUUGAUGCUGUUGUGUGUAUGGUUGUUUGAAGAUCCGGAAGCGGUCGACGACCUGCUUGCAGAGGGCAGCAAUGUGCAAGGUCUCAUUGCGGCUGUCAAGAUCACCAACAGUUCCAUGCCUCUCGUUGCGGGUCUCUGCGCCUUCGUGCUAGGAGUAAUCUACGAAUUCUCAACAAAGGACUCUCCGAUUCCGCGAAGCACGCUUCAUGGACUCCUGACCACCAAUCUGGGUAGGGAGGCUUAUGUGGAUCGCUUGACAAAGCUUCGAGAAAAUGUCUUUGUGAGGGACUUCGAGGUCCUACCACAGACCGGCAACGGGGGCUUGCCAGAAGUGUUCUUUGACAAGACUUUCAUCGACUUUCUCAAGGACAAUUAUAGCCGGUUCCUACGAGCCAUUGACCGGGAUCCGAAUUUCGAAGUUUCUAUUGUGAGCAACGGCGUUCAGAAGGGCAUCUCCCGAGACCUCGUCGACAGUCUCAGAGCUCAAGUCGAGGAACAGAAACGGGCGUUGGAAGCCGCUAAUAAUGAAUUGUUGCAGCUCAAGAGGAGGCUGGAACAAGAGGAGCUCGAUCACCGCCGGACACGAGACUCUACUACCGUCGAGCUAUCGAGGAUCAAGCAAAUCAAUCAGAGCCUGCAACAGAACCACGAGGACGAAAUCAACAAAAUGCAAACGGGUUUCGCCCAGGAGAGAAGCACACUGCUAAAGCAUCAUGAGGACGAGCUCAAUCGAAGACGCAAUGAGCAUCUCACCGCUAUCGAAACGGCGCGAAAGCAGCAUGAGUUGGAAGUCCAGCAGUUCGAACAGCGCCUGAAAAUGAUUGAGCAGGAAGCGGCGCGGGAGCAGAUGGCUCUCAAUGAGCGCCACACACGAGAACUGAGUGAGGUAGAAACCCAAGCACAGAGCGCGCGAGAAAGAGAAGCGGCCGAAAUCGCAGACCUAAAAGCCAGAGUUGUAGAGUUGGAAUCUCAGCUCAAGAAGGCUGAAGCCAACCAUGUCCAGGACCUAGAGACCGCGCACGAGGAAUAUAAAACCAAGACCGAGAGUCUGGAAGCGCGUCUCAAGCGGGCGGAGAGUCGGGCUCAAGAUGCCGAGAGCCGGUCCAAGCACCUCGUUGAAGACCUCGAGAAGGAAAAGGCCGCGCGAAAGGACGUCCAGACUGAACUCGACGACCUUCUGGUCGUCUUUGGCGAUCUCGAAGCCAAGAGGUCCGCUGACAAGAGGAAGCUCAAGGAACUGGGGCAGGAAGUUUCUGAGGAUGAAGAUGAAGAAGAGGAGGAGGAUGACGGCGCCGAAGCUGAAGACGAUGACAACGGCGGGGAAGGCGCUGCUAGCGACGACGCCGUGGAUUGA
Molecule: messenger RNA, 2937 nt
Organism: Fonsecaea multimorphosa CBS 102226
Lineage: Eukaryota; Fungi; Ascomycota; Eurotiomycetes; Chaetothyriales; Herpotrichiellaceae
Exons: 1
Coding region: 1-2937 (978 amino acids)
Biological process (GO): endoplasmic reticulum to Golgi vesicle-mediated transport; transcytosis; intracellular protein transport
Cellular component (GO): ER to Golgi transport vesicle membrane; Golgi stack; cytoplasm
Source: RefSeq, a predicted model, not a curated record